CUGACCAGGAGAGAAGAAAUUAAAGAAUGAGAAGAUAUAGCUCAUCCAGAGUGGUCCUCAUGGCUCUGCUUCCUUGGUUGUGGAUGAUCAUCAUCAUCUUCUAUUGCUCAUCAAGUGGAGGAGUUCUUGGAGCACCACUAGUGCCUGCUAUGUUUGUCUUUGGAGACUCACUAGUAGAUAAUGGAAAUAACAAUUUCCUCAGCUCCAUUGCAAAAUCAAACUACAUUCCUUAUGGGAUUGAUUUCUAUGCAGGCCCCACUGGGAGGUUCUCUAAUGGAAGAACUGUAGUGGAUAUGCUAGGAGAGAUGUUGGGUCUCCCUUACGUCCCAGCCUAUGCUGAUCCUACUACAUCAGGAGCAAAAAUUCUUAGUGGAGUGAACUAUGCUUCAGCAGCUGCUGGCAUUCUUGAAGAAACUGGCUACCACCUUGGAGAGCGUUACAUCUUGAGCAGACAAGUGCUUAAUUUUGAGAAUACCUUGAAUCAGUUAAGAACUCAGAUGGAUCCCGUUUACUUGCCACAAUACUUGGCCAAAUCUAUUGCAGUGAUGGUGAUUGGGAGUAACGACUACAUCAACAACUACCUCUUGCCCCCCUUAUACAGUACCAGUUACAAUUACAAUCCUACGGACUACGCCAAUCUCCUCAUCAACCGCUACACCCGUCAGAUUCUGGCUCUAUACAAUGUUGGGCUAAGGAAGUUCUUCUUAGCGGGGAUAGGCCCACUAGGUUGCAUUCCUAACCAAUUAGCAACCGGUGAAGCACCACCUGGGAGAUGCGUUGCGUAUGUGAAUGAAAUUGUUGGGUUGUUCAAUGUAAGGCUGAGAUCACUCGUCGACCAGCUUAAUUCCAACCAUCCUGGAGCAAUUUUUGUGUAUGCCAACACUUAUGGAGCACUGGGUGACACCCUCAAUAACCCUGCAACUUAUGGUUUUAGCGUGGUUGACAAAGGGUGCUGCGGUCUCGGAAGAAACCAAGGGCAGAUAACAUGUCUUCCUUUCUCAAUUCCCUGCCCAGAAAGAAACCAAUAUAUAUUCUGGGAUGCCUUCCAUCCAACUCAAGCUGUGAAUGCAAUCCUUGCUCGGAGGGCCUUUAGUGGCCCACCUUCUGAUUGCUACCCCAUGAACAUUCAACAAGUCAUACAAAUGUAAUUUAAUUAAGUUGUUCCCAAGGAUCCAUCCCAUGACAUAUAUAUGUUCUUAGGAAAACUUAAUUCGGAUCCAUUUUAGUUCGCUCUAUGUAAUUGAUAUGUAAUGAUCAUUCUCUUUCCAUCA
Molecule: messenger RNA, 1271 nt
Organism: Macadamia integrifolia
Lineage: Eukaryota; Viridiplantae; Streptophyta; Magnoliopsida; Proteales; Proteaceae
Product: GDSL esterase/lipase At1g71250-like
Exons: 5
Coding region: 27-1148 (373 amino acids)
Molecular function (GO): hydrolase activity, acting on ester bonds
Source: RefSeq, a predicted model, not a curated record